Molecule: messenger RNA, 4524 nt
Organism: Fukomys damarensis (Damara mole-rat)
Lineage: Eukaryota; Metazoa; Chordata; Mammalia; Rodentia; Bathyergidae
Gene: Hspa4l
Product: heat shock protein family A (Hsp70) member 4 like
Exons: 19
Coding region: 396-2915 (839 amino acids)
Biological process (GO): protein folding
Cellular component (GO): cytosol; nucleus
Molecular function (GO): ATP-dependent protein folding chaperone; ATP binding
Source: RefSeq, a predicted model, not a curated record
UUUCUCGAACCCGCAGCCUUUUCGGCAGCCAUUGCCCGAGUGCAGACGAAAGUGGCGGAAGUCGAGGCUGGGAGCAUCCUCCACCGCCGAGCGAGGGCUCGCGAUCCUCCCAGGCGGCCGAGCGCGCAGGCGCAGCUCCCAGUAACUGCCGGUUGGAGGCGUCCGAGCCGCAGUGAAGAGACCCCUGCGGCCGGACGCAGCUGAGGCAGUGGCUGCUGGCGUCUACUCCCUCCGCGGUUUCCUGACGCCCUGCCCUAUUUUCAGAGUUUGCGACCCGGAGUCCUGUCUCUGAUUCUCGUAGGAGUCGCGGUCCCAGCAGGAACGACCCACCAGAGGACGUGGUCCCUGCACCCGAGGCUUCAGCGCCGGCAGCCCGACCAUCAUCAGAAGGCGGGAUGUCUGUGGUUGGCAUUGAUCUCGGCUUUCUCAACUGCUACAUCGCUGUAGCAAGGAGUGGCGGCAUUGAGACCAUCGCCAACGAGUACAGCGACAGGUGUACCCCGGCCUGUAUAUCUUUGGGCUCAAGAACUCGAGCCAUUGGAAAUGCAGCUAAAAGCCAGAUAGUCACAAAUGUAAGAAAUACAAUUCAUGGCUUCAAAAAGCUUCAUGGGAGAUCAUUUGAUGAUCCUGUUGUGCAGACAGAAAGAAUCAGGCUUCCCUAUGAGCUGCAAAAGAUGCCUAAUGGAAGUGCGGGAGUUAAGGUGCAGUACCUAGAAGAAGAGAGACCUUUUGCAAUUGAGCAAGUUACUGGAAUGCUGUUGGCCAAGCUUAAAGAAAUUGCAGAAAAUGCUUUAAAGAAACCAGUAGCUGAUUGUGUGAUUUCAGUUCCUAGCUUUUUUACUGAUGCUGAGAGAAGGUCUGUACUGGCUGCAGCCCAGGUUGCAGGCUUAAAUUGUUUAAGACUAAUGAAUGAAACUACAGCAGUUGCACUAGCAUAUGGAAUUUAUAAACAGGAUCUGCCCUCGUUAGAUGAGAAACCAAGAAAUGUAGUAUUUAUUGAUAUGGGACAUUCUGCCUAUCAGGUCUCAGUUUGUGCUUUUAACAAAGGAAAACUUAAAGUCUUGGCUACUACCUUUGACCCAUAUUUGGGUGGCAGGAACUUUGAUGAGGCUUUAGUAGACUACUUCUGUGAUGAGUUCAAGAUCAAAUAUAAGAUAAAUGUGAAAGAAAACUCUCGGGCCUUGUUGCGUUUAUAUCAGGAAUGUGAAAAACUAAAGAAGCUAAUGAGUGCAAAUGCAUCAGAUCUUCCAUUGAACAUUGAGUGUUUCAUGAAUGACCUUGAUGUUUCUAGUAAAAUGAACAGGGCUCAAUAUGAACAGUUGUGUGCUUCUCUCUUGGCCAGAGUUGAACCACCUUUAAGAGCAGUAAUGGAACAGGCUAACCUACAACGUGAAGACAUAAGUAGUAUAGAAAUUGUAGGAGGAGCAACACGAAUUCCUGCAGUGAAGGAACAGAUUACGAAGUUCUUUCUUAAAGAUAUAAGUACCACUUUAAAUGCUGAUGAAGCUGUUGCAAGAGGAUGUGCAUUGCAGUGUGCAAUUCUCUCACCAGCAUUUAAAGUGCGUGAAUUUUCUAUAACAGACAUCAUUCCCUAUUCAGUCACAUUAAGAUGGAAGACCUCUUUUGAUGAUGGAACUGGGGAAUGUGAAGUAUUCUGUAAGAACCAUCCUGCCCCGUUCUCAAAAGUUAUUACUUUCCACAAGAAGGAGCCAUUUGAACUAGAAGCAUUUUAUACUAACUUACAUGAAGUGCCUUAUCCUGAUCCAAGAAUUGGGACCUUCACUAUUCAGAAUGUUUUUGCACAAUCUGAUGGUGAUAAUUCCAAAGUAAAGGUUAAAGUUCGUGUUAACAUCCAUGGAAUCUUCAGUGUGGCUAGUGCAUCAGUAAUUGAGAAGCAAAAUUUGGAAGGGGAAUAUAGUGAUGCUCCUAUGGAGACAGAAACUUCAUUUAAGAGUGAAAACAAAGAUGAUGUGGAUAAAAUGCAGGUUGACCAAGAAGAAGGAGGUAAUCAAAAAGGUCAUGCUGAACAUACCCCAGAAGAGGAAAUUGACCAUACAGGAGCCAAAACAAAGCCAAUUGCCUCAGACAAACAGGAUCGAUUAAAACAGACGAUUAAAAAAGGAAAAGCCAAAAGCAUUGAUCUACCUAUCCAUAGUAGCCUGUGUAGACACCUGGGCCAAGAUCUUAUCAACAGCUAUAUUGAAAAUGAGGGGAAGAUGUUAAUGCAGGAUAAGUUAGAGAAAGAAAGAAACGAUGCUAAAAAUGCUGUUGAAGAAUAUGUAUAUGAUUUUAGAGAUAGACUGAGCACUGUCUAUGAAAAAUUCAUCACUCCAGAGGACAUGAAUAAAUUGUCUGCAAUACUGGAAGACACAGAAACUUGGCUUUAUGAAGAAGGAGAGGACCAACCUAAACAAGUUUAUGUCGAUAAGCUUCAAGAACUAAAGAAAUAUGGCCAGCCUAUUCAAGUGAGAUACAUGGAACAUGAAGAGAGACCAAAAGCUUUGAAUGACUUGGGAAAAAAGAUUCAACUUGUCAUGAAAGUGAUAGAAGCCUACAGAAGCAAGGAUGAAAGAUACGAUCAUUUGGAUCCUGCUGAAGUGGAAAAAGUUGAAAAGUUUAUCAGUGAUGCCAUGAGUUGGCUGAACAGCAAGAUGAAUGCACAGAACAAAUUAAGUCUCACUCAAGAUCCUGUGGUAAGAGUGGUAGAAAUAGUUACAAAGUCAAAGGAACUGGAUGAUUUCUGUAAUCCCAUCAUUUACAAGCCCAAACCAAAAAUAGAAGUUGCUGAAGAUAAAGCAAAAGCUAACAGUGAAAACAAUGGACCAGUGGAUGGACAGAGUGGGCCUGAAACCAAACCAGAUAUAAAAGACAGCUCACAGCAUACUAAAUCUUCAGGAGAGAUGGAAGUGGACUAAGUUUUAAUUUUACCUUUAUAUAAUUCAAACACUUCAAGUACCACAAGGUCCAUUCAUCUUUUACAUGUGGUACACACAACAGAUAGAUGUUCAGUUGUUCUAAACUACUUUUUGUCAUUUGUUUUUAAGAGUAGUUUUGAAGUGUUCUAUGAGUGCACCUCUAUUCAUUUCAUUGCUGCUUUUGUGAAGCUUUAGCUAAAUGCAGUUGUAGAAGUCAGUUUAAGCUUUCCUGAUCCAUUUUGUAUCAGACAUGUAAGAUUUAGUAUGUAACUGGCAAUGAUCUACCUUAUUUAAAGCUUAGAACUUGGAUAAAACCUCAGUUCCUUUAUUCAGAAAAGGAUACUGUGUUGCACUAUUGUUACAGAAGCAUAGACAAUUGCAUUGUUAUUCUGAAGAACAAAUUAAAAUUGAUGUGAUUUAAAGCCACUGAGGCACUGACUUUUUCUAGAUUGGUAUUAGUUUAAAUAUUAAGUGAGAGGUUACUCAACAAAUUAGUCUAUCUCACUGAUAGAUGAGAACUUCAGUUUUGUAGUCAUUACAGAAAUGAACCAAAUCCCACAUGGAAAAGAGAAAAUGCAAAAUUUUAUGGCAAGGUGACACCAGCAGUUUGCUUCUUUUAUUAGUAAUAUAGAUUGAUGUUUUCUCAAAGUAACUGUCUUUUUCAAUUAAAACUUUUGAUCUAUUUGUGAAGGCCAGUUGCUGUUAAAAUAAUGCUAGCCUAUACUUUCAUAUUAUAGGGAAAAUGUAGAACUACUCAGAUAUGCAUCUGUGAUGUUGAUAGCCUUAUUUUAGUUUUUAAUAGUUGUCUCGGUUUUCUUAAUAGAUUUGUUAAUAAUACCUUAACAUAGGAUAAAGAGAAAUGGCACAAUGCAUUGCAUUACAUACAUUGAUUUACUGUUAUAAAUACUAUUGAAUGAGCAGUAAUAGUUGAAAAGGAGCACUUAAACUACAAGUCUUAGGAAAUAAUGCUUGUAAUAAACUUAACAAUGUUACAUAUCAAUUGGCAAAAUAUAUAAUGUUACAAAAUGUAAUAUGAUAUGAUGUGAUUAAAUUAUAGUUCCUGCUGUUAAAUUACCUUUUGAAACCGUGGCUCCAGUUUUGGUGCUUCUUAAAUAAGUGGGAAAAAGGGACAUUAGUACUCUAUGCUUCAUCACCAGACUUGUUCACAUCUCUUAGCUCUAUCCAAAGGCUUGAAACUGUUUUCCCAUGGUUAAAGACUGAAGUUACACUUCAUCUUACAAGGGGAAGAAGCAUAGAUGAACGUAUGGACCUGUGUAUUCUUAAUGGACCUUCGUGUUCUUAAUGCUGGUCAAUGACAUUGACAAGUUAAAAGUUUAAAAGGCUCGCUUUUUUCCCAAAACAAAAUCUUUAUAUUGAAUUAAUAUUAACUUUUCUUAAGUAGUAUAUAUGGAGAGUAUAAUAUCUUUAGGGAUAGUCAUUUCUCAAAACUAGUUCUCUAAUAGAGAUUUUGUUUCUACAAUGUAGCCUCCAGUUUUCAAAAGGAGAGUAUAAAGUAGUGUGUUUUACAGGGACUUUUAUUCAGCCUUUUGUGGGGAGUGUCCCUUUUUUGCAUUUUAAAAAAAACCCAUAGCCCUAAUUUUUUUUUUUU